UAGAAGAAAAAGAGGAGCACUUAUAUUACUAUGUAAUAGCUGGCUCUGAGAGCCGAUUCGCUCUUUGUUUCACUGUGCUGCAGAUCAGUCUUGUAUGAAUUACCGGCUGUGUUAGUACUCAUCGUCUCAUGUUGGAAGUUUUCGAGUGUUCGUAGAUCACCCUGUUCCUCCUGCGUGACAUGACUGCACCAUUCAGGUGAAAGAGAACGACGAGCGCAAGUAGGUAACUCACUCAUUCAUAGAGUUUUCGAGCUCAACGUUUCGAGAUUCAUCAUCUCCGUCCACGUAGAUAGUUGCGAGUGCUUGGCCCGGGGCUUGAACUUGAAGUUGAAGUAAGUAGUUUGUUGUCAAUGUUGAACGACACAACAUCACACGCUGCGCAGACCUAGCCGCAGACCGCCCGCCGGUGCAAGUGUGAGUGUGACUCGACUGGUCGGUCCAUCGCGGCAUCGGCUUCGAUCGCUGGUGCUUUUUGUAUGCAGAUAUGCAGAUACAAACAGCACAAUAGUUUCCAACACUCGGGCGCUGCAGCGUAGGCGAAGACCCAAGACUGCAAGAGCUACUUGUGGUAGUUGUGCCAUUUCGGGGGAGGCAAGUUGCUUACAAAACUGGCCUGGUUCGCUGGUCCAUUUCUUGGAUCUGCCAAAAGCGGCAUUGCUAUUUUGCACCUUUGACUUGGGUACAUCUCUCGCACGAUGAAGGGAUCGGCACGAACACGGAACAGAUAACUGAGCUUGGUUGUGGCUCACUGAUUGUCGAAGAAAUAUUUUAUGCUGCAGCUCAGCCGGCUUGGCGAAGAGGAGUUAGAUUAUUUAUGUCGCGACGAGUGGCAUCGUCUGUUCCUCAUCAUUGAUCGCUGACUUCCUUCUGUUCUUGUGCUGGUUGCUGCAUUGCUGAUUUCACUGGAGCCGCGAUAGCUAUGUAUCGCACCGCGCGUCGCGUUUCUGCUGAUGAUGAAGGCGAUGGAAUAUCGUUGCAAGAAGGAGACAAAGUUAUUGUACUGGAGACGAUUCGGCAUGACGAACGAUGGGUCAAAGUUCAACCCCUUCGUCGGGGUGGGAGAGUAGGAGUUGCUCCUCGAAGUUGCUUAGAGGAGGAGGAGAGUGUACGUUUCCCACUGUAUGUUGCCCGCAAGUUCGUUGCCAAUGAAGAUGGCACAGAAUUUGCAGCAAUGGGGGAGAAGGUCGAGCAGCUGCACAAAGUGUCCGAAUAUGGUUGGCUGGUGCGACAUGUGGACAGUCGGGCGGUCAGUGCAGUGGACGGCCGUGACUUCCUACCUGUUACUGAUGAUGCCAUUAUCGAUGGCCCAAUCACCGACAAGCACUUGCAGACACAUUUCUCCAACCGCUUUGUUGUGGACCGGAUGAGUAUCCGCAAUGGCAGAAAAUCACCAAGCGGUGUUAAUUGUAUAAGCCCAGGGGUGCCGGAGAAUAGCCCAGCCGUAUCACGCAGCAACGUAUCAAUACGUUGUAAUGACACGCCAGAGGGUUCUCCUGCGUUUAUUCGGAGAGGUGACACGAAAAAAAGUCUCAGGAAGAGGUUGUCAAUUCGCAGGGACAGAAGCAAGAGUCAAGCCGACAAAGAGGAACGAAAGGAGAUUCUCGAGGAGCUGGACAGCACCAUCUCUGCACUGAAGGGCUCCAAGAACCUUCGGCAGAAGUCGGAUGUUCGUGACCUACUUGUCACUCUGCAGAAGCUUCGUAAUGAGGUCAGCAGGGGCAGGGACCUGGACAAUGCCAGGACGUUUCUCAACAAAAAUGGCACCAAGCAAGAAAAUGGCACUGAGGCCAUCUCGUCCAAGGCACCCCUGGAGAACUCCAUCUCAGUACCCAUCCCCGAUGCUUCUGUUUCUUACGACGCGGCGAGCCGUUCCGAGUCACAGCCAUUGGGUGAUCUUCCAGCCCCUGGUUCGGUUCUAGAUGAUGACCCCCCUGACCCAUACACAGCUGUUCCGAACGAAGACCAGAACCAAGCACCGCAGGAUGGAGCAAUCGAGAAGCUGGAUGCAGCUGGCAAUACCAAUGGUGCAUCUUCUUAUUCAGCAUGCGAAAAGCCAGCAUCCUAUGCAUCCAUAGAUGGUAUCCUGGGGUCAAGGGGGGAGGAGAAGACGUCAGAAGCACAAGCCGACGAUUCUGACACUUAUGCAAUUCCCAGGAAGACAUCCAAGACAAAGAAACCACCGAAACCCAAAGUGAAGCCCCCACCACCACCAGAAUCAGCACCAAAGUGUGGCCAACAGUCCAGUGCAGCUGCAUCAACCACUCGCCCAGUGAACGGGAGCUGGACAGCGACUGCAAGCAGUACUAGUCUGCCCACCGUCAAGAGAGGUCAACUCGGCAAAAAUCUGAGUGGAUCGUCGGGUAUUUCUAGUCGUUCAUCAGGACACAUCAAGAGUCCCCUGUUGGCCCGCUUCGUAAGCAAAGUCAUGAGUACUGGUACCAACCCCAAGGAAGUGGCCAAGCGCCUCGUCGAAGAUGUGCGAGUCAAGACCGGGAGCAGCUUUGAUAAUUCGUUUGUAGCGGCCAAGACUGUGCUGGAGCACAUGAAGGAGUUUAUCCCGGAUAAGACCAGUGAGAUUGAGGAGCUCGAAGAAGCACUGGACCAGCUACAGAGCGGUAGUACGACUGACGGAAGCAAGGAUACGCACGAUGGAAAUCGCCUGGACGUUAUCUUCGCCGAGCUGACAACGAUGCGUAAUGACGGACAGCAGCGUAACUGGACCGUUCACGAUGAUGCCGACGUCAUCACAGAAUAUCUCGAAGAGCUUCUCUCUAUCCUGUCCGAGGCGGAUCAAGUAUUAUGUGCACACAAAGUGGCGUAUGAUGAUUAUGCCAUUGUCACCACUCUAACUGAGUACUACCAAAUGGAAACUCGAGUGCCAAUUCGACUGCUUCUGUUGAAAUUCUUUGGAGGCCUGUGUAGUCUGGACACCAAAAUCCCAUCUGUUCUGCUUACGUCCAACCUACCACUUGAGUUGGCACGCGACAUUAAAGCCGACACAGCCGAAUUCCAAAAGACGCUGUACUCCUGCUUGGUAGGCACGAUGAUGUUCUCCUCCGGUGAAAAGCCUCCAUUCAACUACUAUGAAACAUGGAACACCGACUUCAUGCUGUUCUUACUGGAUCUUGUUGAGAACCCAUUGGAAGAGGAUGAAGAGGAGCGGUUACUCGACUGUGUUCUGGGUCUUGUGCUUGGCUUCAACUACCACUUCCUAGAUAUUGAUGUUGCAAACAACCACGUGAUGAAGGCACUGCAGGCUAUGCCAACAACACGCAACUUCUGUGAGAAGGUGCUGCUGAUAGUAAACCGAGAAGAGGAUCCAGUGGCCCUGAGCAAGCCGCUUGUUCCUGACUCUGUUCUGAAGUUGCUGAAGGACAUGUUUGCCGAGCGCAGCACGGCAUCUCUCUUCUACACAUCCGAUACGCAUGUGUUGAUUGGCAUCGUGGCACGGCAACUGAAUGAUCUACCGGAAGACAGUGAGCUCCGCUAUCAUUACUUGCUGCUGCUGGAAGAAAUGGUGCAGACCACUGACUUCAACACUGAUCAAUAUGGCAAAGAGGAAAUUGCUACUGCUCUAGUGCGUAUUGAAGAAGGAGAAGUGGUCGAGGCGCGGAACAAGGACACCAUUACGCGGAUACGGAGCCUUGCGCCGUCGCUAGCUGCAAGCUAAAUGCCGCAGCGCUCACGUGAGUUGAUCUUGAUUGUUCCUCUGUGCUGUAUCUAUCGACUUGCUGUCUCAUUACAUUUGGUUACCUUGAUUUCAUCCCCUAGCUGUCUGCUGUGCCUUCACUUGUAUAUAUUCUGUUUUCAUAAAAGGUCGUAUGUUUCCGGCCUUGAAACCCUGUCAAUUUGAUUUGUUUAUCACUGCACAUAUUCUAUGCUUUGAUUUGUUUACCACUGCACAUAUUCUAUGCUUUGCAGAGCGAAAGUUCCUGAGAAAAAUUCUAGUUUUUAACCCAAACCGCCUCAAAUUUAUUUAUAUCACACCAAUUUGCUACGUCCAUAAUGCCCUUGUUCGUCCCUUUCAUGCGGAGCAUACAACCAUACUUCACCCCAUAGUUCAUUUGUUCGCCGUUGUAUUUUGCUAUCUUCUUGGUUGCUUGAUUCCCAUGGCACUUCUGACCCUUUUCCUGGUUGGUUUCAAGUUACCAGGACGGCUUGUGUGUUUAUUUCUUUCGUGUGAGUUCUGUAAUUGUGUUAUUCAUCCAGCUUCAUGACCCUUUUAUUCACUGACUUAUGCAUAUCUAUGAACUAGAUAAAUUUGCUGCAAAUUCACAACACAGCCGUACACCAUUUGACUCACUCCUCUAGUAUGAAAUUAGGUGAUAUUAUCAUUGUUGUUUAGCCUCCAUAGCUUUCGUAUUGAUUCUGAAAUUUCUAUUCUGCCAGUCACGUGACAAAUGCAAGUGUGUUCAUGUA
Molecule: messenger RNA, 4419 nt
Organism: Sycon ciliatum
Lineage: Eukaryota; Metazoa; Porifera; Calcarea; Leucosolenida; Sycettidae
Product: NCK-interacting protein with SH3 domain-like
Exons: 18
Coding region: 920-3670 (916 amino acids)
Biological process (GO): endocytosis
Molecular function (GO): Arp2/3 complex binding; protein binding
Source: RefSeq, a predicted model, not a curated record